UCCCUACUAAGGAGAGCUGAUCUGACGGCAUCAUGAAGCUGUACAGCCUCAGCGUCAUCUAUAAAGGCUCUACCAAACCCAACCUCCUGAAAGCGGCCUAUGACCUGUCCUCCUUCAACUUCUUUCAGCGCUCCAGUAUUCAAGAAUUCAUGACUUUUACCAGUUCCUUGAUUGUUGAGCGAACAUCUCAAGGCACGCGUGCCUCUGUCAAAGAACAAGAGUACCUGUGCCACGUGUAUGUAAGAAAUGACAACCUGAGUGGUGUGGUGAUUGCAGACACAGAAUACCCACAGAGGGUCUGUUUCACGUUGCUUGACAAGGUAUUAGAGGAGUUCUCCAGGCAAGUGGACAGUAUCGACUGGCCUUCUGCUAGUCCUGAAACUGUAAACUAUAAAGCACUGGAUAUUCACCUUUCUAAAUACCAGAACCCCAGAGAAGCAGAUGCCAUGACCAAAGUACAAGCGGAGCUGGAUGAGACAAAGAUCAUUCUGCACAACACCAUGGAAAGUUUGUUGGAAAGAGGAGAGAAACUGGAUGAUCUUGUGGCGAAGUCAGAGCAUCUGGGAAACCAGUCCAAAGCCUUCUACAAGACCGCGCGGAAACAGAACUCGUGCUGUGAAAUCAUGUGAUGCCACUGCCUCGUCCUGGUGGUCACAACCCUCUGCCUUUCUGCUUUUCCUACAACCCCCAUCAUGCACCAGCCACCAUCUCUCUUCAUGGACGCUGCAGACUCCAGGAUGGGGCGCCGGGGGGGAUGAGAGCGAGACAGUUUGAGCGUGACUUUUAAACCGUGACUCAU
This is a messenger RNA of Nematolebias whitei (Rio pearlfish), 799 nucleotides long. It is a transcript of the gene ykt6, whose product is annotated as YKT6 v-SNARE homolog (S. cerevisiae). Gene Ontology annotation, molecular function: SNAP receptor activity. The coding region runs from base 33 to 629 and encodes 198 amino acids. The record is from RefSeq and is a predicted model, not a curated record. The transcript is spliced from 7 exons. Gene Ontology annotation, biological process: endoplasmic reticulum to Golgi vesicle-mediated transport. Gene Ontology annotation, cellular component: Golgi apparatus. NCBI's taxonomy places the organism in Eukaryota, Metazoa, Chordata, Actinopteri, Cyprinodontiformes, Rivulidae.